Messenger RNA from Plasmodium malariae, 1635 nucleotides. RefSeq names its product cysteine desulfurase, putative (gene NFS). Gene Ontology annotation, molecular function: cysteine desulfurase activity. The record is from RefSeq and is a predicted model, not a curated record. Gene Ontology annotation, biological process: iron-sulfur cluster assembly. Gene Ontology annotation, cellular component: cytosol; mitochondrion. NCBI's taxonomy places the organism in Eukaryota, Apicomplexa, Aconoidasida, Haemosporida, Plasmodiidae. The transcript has a single exon. The coding region runs from base 1 to 1635 and encodes 544 amino acids.
AUGAAAAAUUUUCACGUAACAAAAAGUCUGAACAUUCAAAGGAGUAACUUUUUCGGAAAUUUUGUCCGAUGUGAUAAGACAGUGAGAUUUAAGAAGGUACUUGUAAAUACUUGGAGUAGUUUAAAGGAGAGCACCAAAAAUGAUAUUUCUAAUUAUGGGGGUUACAAUAACAGGGAGUUGAGUAAAAACAAAUGGAAACGCGAAAUAUAUAACUUAGGCUACAGUAAUAAGUCUACAAAUGGAAAAGUAAAGGAAGGAAUAAACAAAUACAUCCACAGUAGUAGCAGUGGUAACGUCAGCAGCUGUAACAGUGGAAACGGUAACAGUGACGAUAAAGAACAGAGCGCAGUUACAGAGAAGACAGAAAAAGUGGAAGAUCCAAUUAGCGAUUAUAAAAAAAAAAAGAUGAGCAGAUUUUAUUUAGAUAGUCAAGCAACUACAAUGAUAGACCCAAGAGUACUGGACAAAAUGCUUCCGUACUUGACAUACAUAUAUGGGAAUGCUCAUUCACGAAAUCAUUUUUUCGGAUGGGAAUCUGAAAAGGCAGUAGAAGAUGCAAGAAAAUGUAUUCUAAAAUUAAUAAACGGAAAAAAUAAUAAAGAAAUUAUAUUUACCUCAGGUGCAACAGAAAGCAAUAAUUUAGCCUUAAUAGGAAUAUGUACAUACUAUAACAAACUUGAUAAUAAAAAAAAUCAUAUUAUAACAUCUCAAAUUGAACAUAAAUGUAUAUUACAAACUUGUCGUUACUUACAGACUAAAGGAUUUGAAGUAACAUAUUUGAAACCUAAUGAACAUGGUAUUAUAAAAUUAGAGGAUAUUAAAAAUAACAUUAAAGAUAAUACGAUAAUAGCAUCUUUUAUUUUUGUAAAUAAUGAAAUUGGAGUGAUCCAAGAUAUUCAAAAUAUAGGAAAUUUAUGUAAAGAAAAAAAUAUACUAUUACAUACAGAUGCAUCACAAGCAGUAGGGAAAAUUCCCAUUGACGUGCAAAAAAUGAACAUAGAUUUGUUGUCCAUGUCUGGUCAUAAAUUAUAUGGUCCCAAAGGAAUUGGUGCGUUAUAUAUUAAAAGAAAAAAACCUAAUAUUAGAUUAAAUGCUUUAAUUCAUGGUGGAGGACAGGAGAGAGGCUUAAGAUCAGGCACAUUACCUACUCAUUUAAUUGUUGGCUUUGGAGAAGCUGCAAAUUUAUGUUCAUAUGAAAUGAAUAGAGAUUGUAAGAAGAUGCGUUUUUUUUUCAAUUAUGUAAAAGAGUAUUUAUUAAAACAUUUAGAUUAUAUUGUAUUUAAUGGGUGUCAAAUAAAUAGGUAUUUUGGAAACAUGAAUAUAUCCUUUUUAUUUGUUGAAGGGGAAAGUUUAUUAAUGUCUUUAAAUGAAAUUGCUUUAAGUUCAGGCUCUGCUUGUACAUCGAGUACUCUAGAACCUAGUUAUGUUUUAAGAUCUAUUGGAAUAUCAGAGGAUAUUGCACACACAUCUAUAAGAAUUGGUUUUAAUCGGUUCACAACAUUUUUUGAAGUUCAGCAAUUGUGCACCAAUUUAGUGAAGUCGGUUAAAAGGUUAAGGAGCAUUUCACCUCUCUAUGAAAUGGAGUUAGAAAAAAACUCCUCUCAGGGUGAUACUCCCCAAUUUGUAUGGACGUAA